UGGUAACAUGUCCAGCAAAAAGUGGAUCUCAUUUUGACCCACCUGCAACUUGUUUAAGCCAAACGAACGAGAUGAAGUUGGCCUCUUUUCAAAAUAAAAGGUUUUGGUCCGCAAGAUCAUCUUUGGAGCCCUCGGAUGUUGCUCGUUUGGCUGAAACUGCUCGCAUUUCCCUAACCCCUCAACAAGUUGAGGAAUUUGGUCCAAAGAUUCGCCAACUAGUGAAGAUAGUCUCCAGACAGCAACAAUUUGAUUAUGGUGUGGUUUUCUUUGGUUGUCAUACUGAGACCAGCAAUUUGCGUAAUGACGAGCCAGAAAUUUUCAGAAAUAGGGAUGCCAUAAUAGCAGCCGUGCCCACCUACGACGAGCCUUAUAUAAAAGUUCCCAAAGUGCUCAACAAAGAAUGAUGCAUAGUUUGGUAUUAUUUUUAUCUACAUAUCUUCUUUCGGUCUGUUCACGAUUCUUACAUCCUCGUUUCGUUUAAUAUUUUGAGCAUGUUCUUAUUCAUAUAUUGUUUAUGUUAUGUGGUGAUUGAAGUCAUGGUGCACACCGUUUUUAAGUUUUGGCGCCUGAAUAUUUAGUGCUAUUCUGUAAAUUGCAAAUUCUGCAGGGUGGUCGGUCAAUUGAGAAUAUGUUAUAUACAUCUCUUAUAUAAAUAUAAAUAUUACGACUCAUGUAUUGUAAUGUAGCUUUCUCGAUCAGGUUUUGAUUGUGUUUUUGUCGCAUCAUAUGAACACAUACAUAGUUAGAGUAAACAGAAUAAGAUAUGCUGUUCCUGUUUAUUAUAACAGCUUUUCACCA
This is a messenger RNA of Striga asiatica, 798 nucleotides long. Lineage: Eukaryota; Viridiplantae; Streptophyta; Magnoliopsida; Lamiales; Orobanchaceae. The record is from the annotation of a GenBank genome assembly.